Messenger RNA from Aspergillus caelatus, 2691 nucleotides. RefSeq lists its product as uncharacterized. The transcript has 2 exons. NCBI's taxonomy places the organism in Eukaryota, Fungi, Ascomycota, Eurotiomycetes, Eurotiales, Aspergillaceae. The record is from RefSeq and is a predicted model, not a curated record. Bases 1 to 2691 code for a protein of 896 amino acids.
AUGGGCUGUUUCGGAUUGAGAAAACUGGUUGGAAAGAAGCCACCACCACAAAACUAUUAUUACCCAGCAGACACGGUCGUUCGCAAGUGGGCACCCGUUACUCCGCAAGCUCAAGAAGAGAAGCCCAUCACAGAAAAGGCUCUCAAGGUGGUCGAUGAUUCACCGGACAAGGAUAUAUUGACGAGCGAUGAAUCUCUCUGGAACCGAGCAUAUAAGCAACUCGAUCAAGGCCUAGUGAAUAAAUAUGAGGAAUUAUUGGCAAAGCAAAGACAGCAGAUCAAUGACCAUAGCCAGAAUGAGACCAAUGAGAAGCGUGAGACAAACUGCCACGAAGACUUAGAUAUUAUCAUCAAAAACGGCCUGGAACACACACAAGGACAACGAAGAUGUAUUCAGGAAAGCUUCGCCCAGGAUGCAGGCUGGAUUCUGUCCGUUAAAGACUUAAUUUGUGAAGCUGUCAAGGCAUCGCCAGAAGCAUCCCUGGCAUGGGCCGGUGUCUGCAUUGUCCUGCCACUGCUGACGAAUCCCCAUAGUGCCACGGAGGCUAACAAGAGUGGAUUUACUUAUGUGGCUGGUCGCAUUCCCUAUUACGUCGAACUCGAGCGGAUAUUAUGGUCAGCAUCCAGCCCGAACUCCGAUCAUGCUGGGCUGAAAGAACAAUUCUAUGCCAACAUGGUCAACUUAUAUCAACAUGUCUUGCAGUUUCAGGUGACAAGUGUUCUGCGUUUCCAUCGCAGCUGGAAGCAAAAUUUGGUUGGUGAUAUCGUCCAAGCGGAAAAUUGGAGCGGAAUGGUAUCGUCGAUCAAACAUCUCGAAAAAAUUGUUCAGCAAUAUGCCGCUGCGAUCAGCAACGAGAUAUCCCGACAGCAUCUAAACCAGGCUGAAGCAAACACUCGCCACAAUUUUGAGUCGCUGCAAAAGGUCGCUCCACUCGCUAAGCGACAUCUCGAAGUUGACACUGAGGUCCCCCAUAUCCAGCCCCAACGGUAUGAGGAAGUAUUGUCGGAUGAUGAACGCAAAUGUAGGCAGCUCUUCUGUCUGGCUAGCAACGUCAUGGACACCUCCUAUGAAUCGUACAAGAGCGGAGUCCCGGAUCGACUCGAGGGCACCGGCGAAUGGCUUUUGGAACAGCCUCAUCUUCACCAGUGGUUACAGCAGGAUAAAGGCCUGAUGAUUGUUUCAGCAGAUCCUGGAUGUGGCAAGUCUGUUCUGACAAAGCAUCUCAUCGACAAUGUGUUGCCCCAAUCCAGUCCGCUGGCCACGAUAGGCUACUUCUUCUUCAAGGAUCAAGUUCAGAAUACGCAGAAGCAAGCCCUCUGUGCAUUGCUACACCAGCUUUUUACGAGCAACCCGGCUUUGAUCAAACUUGCAAUGAAAUCAUUCAGCAAUAAUGGAGAUAAUUUGGUCAACGUGCUACCUGCGCUCUGGGAUAUCUUUUCUCAGGUAUUAAAGGACCCUCGUGUCGGACAGACCGUCUUCGUUUUAGACGCUCUAGACGAAUGCAAUGAAUCGGAAUUAACCGAUCUGACAGACAAGAUUAAAUCCAUUCAAAAAGAUGCUGAAAGUAGGGCGAGAUUCUUCCUCACCAGCCGGCCGUACGGGAAGAUCAUGUCGGAAUUCCAUCAGCUGAUUGAUGAAUCUCCUCGCAUUCAUAUACCCGGGGAGAAUGAAUUCGAAAACAUUAGUCAAGAAGUGAACAUCGUUAUUAAGCAUCGUGUGGGGCUACUGGCUCAAAGGAAGGGUCUCAAUGCCACCGUCCAAAGCCACUUGGAAGAGCAACUACUGGAAAUGAACCACCGUACAUACCUCUGGGUUCAUCUUGUUUUUGACUAUCUCGAAAGGCACAGCUUCAGAAAGGUCAGAGAUGGCAUUGAUGACGUCUUCAUUCUAUCAGAUCAACUCCCCAAAAGCGUCAACGAUGCAUAUGCAAAGAUUCUCGGUAAAUCAGAUGACGUAGGCAUGGCACGAAAGGCCUUUUGCGUUGUGCUGGCUGCAAGUCGUCCUUUGACAUUGACAGAGAUGAACAUUGCUCUCCAUCUGGACCUCAAAAAAGACGAGCUGGAGCUCGAAUCAGACGAAGACUUUCAGGUCUCAUUGCGAAACUGGUGCGGUAUGCUUCUGUCAGUGAACGACAAAAAGGUGUUUUUUCUGCAUCAAACAGCACGGGAGUUCCUGAUGCGGGAGAAUGGCUUUAGUCUCAGCAGCGAACGUGGUCCAAUCGAUAUGAAAGAAGCACAGCGUGUUCUUGCAGUCAGCUGCAUCACAUAUAUGAACAUUUUCAUGCCACGAGUCGAUCAGACCCAUUUAGGAGAUUCAACUGCAAUCGAUGUUAAUAGAGCCUUCUCAAACUAUUCUGCCAAGAACUGGCAUCACCAUGUCAAGGCCGCAAGACUGAGCGAUGAUGAAAGGCUGGAACCAUACCUUACCAGAAUAUGUGAUCCGAAAUCUGAUGUCUAUGCGUCUUGGUCCGAACUUACCUUAGUUGAGAAACCGCCCGCCCAUAAACGUGACGAGUGCAAUACAUUGUGGAUGGCCGCCAACUUUGGCAUAACCUCGGUUCUCAAGAGGAUCCUUCAACAUGAGGAAAUGAAGACGUGGAAAAUCGUCGGCUUGGCCGCACGAUUGCAAACGCAGCUGUAUGUUCUGACAAAGUCGACGUCAACAGCCCCUGCGGUGGCGAAACACUCUUGA